Messenger RNA from Orbicella faveolata, 2592 nucleotides. Its product is annotated as protein arginine N-methyltransferase 7-like. The record is from RefSeq and is a predicted model, not a curated record. NCBI's taxonomy places the organism in Eukaryota, Metazoa, Cnidaria, Anthozoa, Scleractinia, Merulinidae. Gene Ontology annotation, molecular function: protein-arginine N-methyltransferase activity; histone methyltransferase activity. Gene Ontology annotation, biological process: peptidyl-arginine methylation, to asymmetrical-dimethyl arginine; chromatin remodeling.
GAUGAGAGCAUCUCAUUUUGUCAUUGUUUUUUUCUGAACCAGGCAUUUGAACCUAUCGCUAAAGUAGCUGGUGAAAUAGUCAAGAAAAAUGGAUUAAGUGACAAGAUUUCAGUCAUUGGAAAGCGUUCAACUGAAUUAACUGUAGGAAAAGAUGGAGAUGCACAAGGUAGAGCUAAUUUACUGGUAACAGAACUAUGGGACACAGAGCUAAUUGGUGAAGGAGCUCUACCAACUCUACGAGAUGCUUGCAGUCGACUUCUUGAGGUUAGGGUUNGUGAAAUAGUCAAGAAAAAUGGAUUAAGUGACAAGAUUUCAGUCAUUGGAAAGCGUUCAACUGAAUUAACAGUAGGAAAAGAUGGAGAUGCACAAGGUAGAGCUAAUUUAUUGGUAACAGAACUAUGGGACACAGAGCUAAUUGGUGAAGGAGCUCUACCAACUCUACGAGAUGCUUGCAGUCGACUUCUUGAGCCAGGGUUUGUGAGUGUUCCAGCUGCAGCUACAAUUUAUGCACAAGUUUUGGGAAGUGAGGCCCUCUGGAAUAUGCAUCAGUUAAAUCCACAACAGAUAUCAGAAAACCAAGAUAUAACAUUACCACCUAAUAUGGAGGAGUGCUGUGGGACGGCCAGUGCCUUUGACCUGCAUGUCGAUGAACUUUCUGAUGAAGAAGUUCACAUUUUGACUCCACCUGUCCCAGUUUUAAGGUUUGACUUCUGUGGUAGUUGUACCUCUACAAAUUCGGACUGCACAAACAGGGUCUCUAUUCCAGAGACUAAAAACAAAAUCCACAGUGAUAAAACAGUGUCCCAAUAUUGUGCCCAAACAUCUGUAAAACAGACCGGCAUUGCUCAUGGAGUGGUCAUGUGGUGGACAUUGGAUAUGGACAUUGAUGGUGAAGUUACCCUGACAACUGCACCACGUUGGUCCCACCCUGAUAGUAAUGACAGACCGCUGGCUGGAGAAGGUUAUUCAAGAUGUCUUUGCAUAAGUGAUGGCUCACUGCUUCCUGUGAUGGCAGCCAAGUUUGGAUUUGAAAAGCAUAGCAACAUACUGAGCGGACCAAGACAUUCAACAGACUUUGUGGGAAGUGAGGCCCUCUGGAAUAUGCAUCAGUUAAAUCCACAACAGACAUCAGAAAACCAAGAUAUAACAUUACCAGCUAAUAUGGAGGAGUGCUGUGGGACGGCAAGUGCCUUUGACCUGCAUGUCGAUGAACUUUCUGAUGAAGAAGUUCACAUUUUGACUGCACCUGUCCCAGUUUUAAGGUUUGACUUUUGUGGUGGUUGUACCUCUACAAAUUCAGACUGCACAAACAGGGUCUCUAUUCCAGAGACUAAAAACAAAAUCCAGAGCGAUAAAACAGUGUCCCAAUAUUGUGCUCAAACAUCUGUAAAAGAGACUGGCAUUGCUCAUGGAGUGGUCAUGUGGUGGACAUUAGAUAUGGACGUUGAUGGUGAAAUCACCCUGACAACUGCACCACAUUGGUCCCACCCUGAUAGUAAUGACAAACCGUGGAGAGAUCAUUGGAUGCAGGCAGUAUAUUUCCUAAAGAGACCAUUAGUUAUGCAGGAAGGUGAACCAUUUUUCACAAGUGGCCUGUUUCCGUGGCACAACUUAUACUUCUGGUAUGCAGCAGUGAGCGCCGCUAAAAUAAACAGACGAGGAGUGAAGAUAGUGCCUCAGGGUGCCACAUUGAAGGCAAUGGCAGUGGAGUUUGACGAUCUGUGGAAGUUCCAUGCUCCAGUAAACAUAGUGGAAGGAUUUGAUAUUUCUUUGUUUGACAAACUGAUCGAGAUUUUUGCACUUAUUGCACGAGCUUUGAGUGGAAUCCGUCUUAAUAUUUUUGAUAUCGUUGUAUUGUUUUUACAGGUUGAUGUUAUUUUAGGUGAACCAUUUUUCACAAGUGGCCUGUUUCCGUGGCACAACUUAUACUUCUGGUAUGCAGCAGUGAGCGCCGCUAAAAUAAACAGACGAGGAGUGAAGAUAGUGCCUCAGGGUGCCACAUUGAAGGCAAUGGCAGUGGAGUUUGACGAUCUGUGGAAGUUCCAUGCUCCAGUAAACAUAGUGGAAGGAUUUGAUAUUUCUUUGUUUGACAAACUGAUCGAGGGAUCAAAACUGACAAAUGAAGAAAUCAAUAAUGAAACAAGCCACGGCAUAGCUUUGGAGCCACAUCAUUUGUGGGAAUACCCCUGUCGUGCUCUUACGGAGGAAUUCACGAUCAUGAAAUUUGAUUUUACUUCGCAUAUACCAAGCCAGAAAAUGACUAGUGAAGGAAAUGUCAAUCUGAAAAGACCAGGUACUUUUCAUGGAGUUGCCAUAUGGAUGGAUUUCCAUUUAACCGAAAAACUAACCGUUACUACAGGACUGCAGCAGAAUCAAGAGCUCGCAGAAGGGACAUCAAAAUUGAACUGGGUUCGUCACACAAAGCAAGGUGUUUAUUUCAUGCAGUUACCGACUCAGAUUCAAGAUGAAACCCUUGUAAAGGACAAUGUUCCUGUUAUUAGAUACGCUGUCAGUUUUGAACCAAAUUCUGGAGAGAUCGACUUCAACUUUCAACUACACACAAGUUAACACCAUUGGUUAUCAUCAUGUGCG